Molecule: messenger RNA, 1265 nt
Organism: Myotis brandtii (Brandt's bat)
Lineage: Eukaryota; Metazoa; Chordata; Mammalia; Chiroptera; Vespertilionidae
Product: putative selection and upkeep of intraepithelial T-cells protein 1 homolog
Exons: 8
Coding region: 204-1265 (353 amino acids)
Biological process (GO): regulation of cytokine production; T cell receptor signaling pathway
Cellular component (GO): external side of plasma membrane
Molecular function (GO): signaling receptor binding
Source: RefSeq, a predicted model, not a curated record
CAUAUGAAUGCUUAGAAGAUAUUCAGGGGAGCCAAUUAAUAAAAGGAAACUCAUUCUGGAUUCCUUGACUGCUGGAAAAUUGAAGAACAACCUUCAGGUUUUAAUUAAUUCAACUCUCAACCUUACUAUUCACAAAAAAGGCUGUCUCUGGAUUCAGGAUUUUGAGAGUCAUUGAAUUUCCUCAUCUUCUUAUCUGACUUAUAAUGGAGUGCAUGUAUUUUGUUGCCAUCCUUCUGAUGCAGAUGCCAGUACCAAUUUCAGCACAGUUCAUGGUCCAUGGCACAGUAGAGCCUUUGGUGGCCCCAUUGGGUGGAAAGGUUGAGAUCCACUGCCAUCUUUCACCACCACAGAGCGCAGCACACAUGGAGGUGCGCUGGUUCCGGAACCGCUACACUCAGCCUGUGUAUUUGUACCAAGAUGGCAGAGAUGUUUAUGGAGAAAUUCAUAAAGAUUAUGUGGAACGGACGAAGUUGCUGAAAGAGUCCAUUGGGGAAGGCAAUGUGACUCUCAGAAUUGAAAAUGUUGUCGCUUCUGAUUCUGGGGAGUAUCAUUGUUUGUUUAAAGAUGGUGACUUCUCUGAAGAAGCCAUUGUGGAGAUAAAAAUAGCAGCUGUAGGCUUGGAGAUGCAGUUUAAUGUAAAUAUUACCAACAGUGAGAUAAUGGUGGAGUGUAAUUCAGGAGGAUGGUUCCCUAAACCUCAGAUACAAUGGAUAGAUAGCAGUAGACAAAUAAUUCCGCCUUCAUCAGAAUCCUACUCACAAGAUCAAUCCAAGUUAUUCCACAUAAGCACUACUCUUAUCCUCAAUGACAACUCCAAAACAGGUGUUACAUGUAAUCUUCAGAAUCCAAUAACUGGCCAAAAGAAGUGGACAAGUAUUAAACUAGCAGAUGAUUUGUUCCAAGAAUGUACUUAUUUGGAAACAGUACUUUACAUAAUCAUUUCUGCGCUGCUAUUUGUCAGAUAUGGUUACUUUUUGUGUUACCAGCCAAGAAAUAAAGUUUGCAUUGAUGAGGAUUCCAGGCAUGGCAAAGCUAGAUCCCGUGCUCUGUGUCACAACAAGCUGUAUCGUUGGCUGGGAUUGCCAUCUCAUCGGGAGAUCAGAGCCAUCUUCUUCUUGGAUCUUCAAGAGAAGAAGCUCUUGGAGAAACUACCCAAGUUUAUUGGAAAACUGGCAAUAAUGCUGUUUAUCAAGUGGAUGGGAGUAAAUCCUUUAAUUUUGGUACAAGGUCAAGCAAUCAAGACCAUGAAGAUGAAGCCACAAUAA